Messenger RNA from Meriones unguiculatus (Mongolian gerbil), 2194 nucleotides. RefSeq names its product armadillo repeat containing X-linked 5 (gene Armcx5). Bases 164 to 1864 code for a protein of 566 amino acids. The transcript has a single exon. The record is from RefSeq and is a predicted model, not a curated record. Lineage: Eukaryota; Metazoa; Chordata; Mammalia; Rodentia; Muridae.
AGUGAGCUUCCUCAGCAUGCUGUCUAUAUCAUUGGCAGAAACUAGUUGGAAAGGGAGUUGAAUGACUAACUGGACUUUAUAUGAAAACACAGCAACUUGGGGCUGACUUCCAGACAGGGUUGAUAUAGGUGCAUUUUAUUUGGCUUUGCCUUUUUCUUUAACCAUGAUUGGCUCUACAACUAAAGGAAAAGGUAGAAAAGAGUCCAGGGCCUCUUUCAAACCUGAAAUCAAUAGCCCUGCCAAUGCUAAAGGAAAAGCCAAAAGUCAGACCAAGAAAGUAUUUAAGACAGAACCAAAAGAAGAAUUGGGGAACCAGGCUGGGGCUAGAGAUGAGGCAAUGGCCAGGACACAAACCGUGAUUUACACUGAGCCCGAGGCUGUGACAUGGAAAAUGAAAAAAAAGAAAGAUAAGACUAAUACCAGAGCUUUGGCUCAGACUAAGACAGAACUGGCAAAUCCUGGUUCAGUGCCUCACACCAAGUCAGAUACUUUGCCUACGUCUAUGGUCAUUACUGUAACCAAAUCUGAAGUCAAAGUUGACACUAGUAUUGGGAAAUCUGCCAAGUGUUCUGCCAAGGCUAAUGAUAAGGGCAGUAGUAAGCACAAAUCUGAGAUAAAGAAAGAGGCCUGUAUCAGAUCCAGGUCUGGGAACAAAACUAGUAUUGUCAUCAACACUACUGAUGAGGAUGAAGACUAUGUGUGCUCCUGGUUUUGGACUGGAGAAGAGCCUAGUGUAGGGUCCUGGUUCUGGCCUAAAGAAGAAACCCCUCUUCAAGUUUAUCAGCCCCCACCUAAGGUUGAGGAAGAACCUGAACCCACAGAGACAUUCGACUUUACUUUAAAAAGAAAAGCAGAGGCAUGGGCAAGGAGCAGGUUUAUUGUCCUAGUCCCAGUUGAGGAAGCCGAGCAAUCGUUACCUCCAGAAGGGAACUGGACUCUGGUUGCGACCUUAAUUGAAACUCCUCUGGGUAUUCGACCUUUGACCAAGAUUCCACCUUACGGUGGACCUUACAUCCAGACUUUAGCUGAUUUAAAAAACCAAGUCCGGGAAAGAGAAAAGUAUGGACCCAAUCCAAAGAACUGCCGCUGUAAAUCACGCACCUUUAGUUUAGAGCCUAAAGAGUUUGAUAAACUUGUUGCCCUACUUAGGUUAACUAGGGAUCCUUUUAUUCAUCAGAUGGCUACAAUGAUAAUGGGCAUCAGUCCUGCUUACCCAUUUACCCAAGAUAUCAUUCAUGAUAUUGGUAUUACUGUUAUGAUUGAAAAUUUUAUCGAUAAUCCAAAUGCUAAAAAAUACCUUAAAAAAUUAAUUUUGGACCCCAAACCUGAACCCUCUGAAGAAGUAAAAGAAAAGGAAGCACAUAUCAAUAAGAUUUGUAAGGACAUACUCUCUUGUCCUUUGAACUGUUCUGUACAAGUGGAGGAACUGAAACUGUUAGCGAGCCUGACUGUGAAAUUUGAGUUUCACCACGUAGUUAUCAAUUACGUCCGAUAUUUCACUACAUUGUUAAGCAAAGGGAGUGUCAAAAUCAAGUUUCAAAUUUUAAGAGUUAUUUUUUAUUUGUCAAAAAAUCAAGCCAAUACAAGAGAACUGAUCAGUGCUGAAGUAUUAUCAUCACUGAUUGCUCUCUUUCACAAGAAUGAGUCAAAGGCUAAUAUUCUUCGCAUCAUUGAAAUAUUUGAGAAUAUAAAUUUCCAGUUCAAAAAAAGGGCAAAGAUAUUUUCCAAGGAUAUGUUCACUAAAUCUGAACUUGUUUCAAUAUUCCAGGAGGCAAAACAGUUUGACCAGAGACUCCAAGACUUAGCAGAGCACAGUGAUCCUGAUGUGAGAGAUAAAGUUAUUCGAUUAAUACUCAAACUCUAGAUAGCUGUAUAGUCUCACAAAGCUUUGAACAUUUUUUGUCUUUCCAAUAUAAACUAAUGCUUAUUAUAAUUAUAAAUUUGAUACUUAUGCUCUCUGUUGAGGGAGGUUGUUUUGUGGAUGCAACUCAUCUUGAGAGAUUGAACUCUUGCUGGUAUUUAUUGUACUAUAUAUAAUAUAAAUUGAGGUAUUUUUGUUAUUUCUGUAAUGUAACCUAGUACUGAACCUAUUCACCCUAAAUAAGGUAUAUUUCUGUGCGUUAUCUUGAUAUAAGUGUAUUUUCGUAUUCUAUUUACGUGUUUUUAAUAAAGUUGCAUGCAAAACCUGAUGAAA